Strongylus vulgaris is the source of this 396-nucleotide messenger RNA. The record is from the annotation of a GenBank genome assembly. Lineage: Eukaryota; Metazoa; Nematoda; Chromadorea; Rhabditida; Strongylidae.
AUGAUCAACCUGACUGAUUUUAUAGAUGAAGAUCUGGAUGCAUUUGACUUGGAGGACGUAGAGGCGAAUGGUACGGACUCUCAAGCACAAGCAAAUGGAUCCGGCGAUCCUUCAGAAUGGGGGCUGACCCCUGCACAGUUGAAUGAGUUACGCGCCAUUCAUGAUUCCGUUGCAGAACUGUUAAAACACUUUUGGACGUGCUUCCCGCCUGUUACUCCAGAGCUGGAAGAGAAGUUAGAGCGAAUGUCUCAAACAUUGCGAAAGUACGAGGCAAACCAACUCCGCGAAGCUGAGCGGCAGUUUGGUAGAAUCAACGUUCAACACUGCUACAGCAUGCUCUCCCGAGCUCAUGCACGAUAUCAAAUGUAUAUGGAAAGAAAAUCUGCUCGACAUUGA